This is a messenger RNA of Copidosoma floridanum, 577 nucleotides long. RefSeq names its product microtubule-associated serine/threonine (MAST) protein kinase dop (gene dop). The record is from RefSeq and is a predicted model, not a curated record. Gene Ontology annotation, biological process: peptidyl-serine phosphorylation; intracellular signal transduction. Gene Ontology annotation, molecular function: protein serine/threonine kinase activity; protein binding; magnesium ion binding. NCBI's taxonomy places the organism in Eukaryota, Metazoa, Arthropoda, Insecta, Hymenoptera, Encyrtidae.
AGGGGCGGUGGGAGUCGGGAGGAAGAGAAGAAGCUGCGGCGAAGAAAUCGUGAUCGUAACGGAAGAAAAAAAAAAAAUGGACCACACGAGGAAUAGACCGAGCAGGCCUCGACUGCGCGCCCAUGACACCACGACCGCCCGAGUCUUGGUCUACGAUCAAGCCGAAACCGAUCAGGUUGCCGCCGCUGCCGAUGCUUCUGCUGCUACCACCACUGCUGGCGCAACGAGCAUCGCCACCAAUACCGCCGGUCUCACCAGCAAUGCGAAAAUGGAGCCGGAGCACAAUAGUGGCCAAGUGAUUCACAGGCGGCUUCUCUCAGCCCCCAAAGUCGAGAGUAAGGAAGCUCCGAUCAAAUCGGUCAGCACCGAGCUCUCCAAUUUGCUCCGUAUGCGCAACUCUGCCAUUGGAAAGUCCGCCCCGUCUCUGUCUAUUCACAUGCGAGACUUCAACGUACCGAGACGAGUGGCCAAUAAAGCGUCCCACCGCAAGUCUUUCAUCGCAACGACGUCGCCUACACUUCCACGAUGUCACUCUCCCCUGUCAGGUACUUGUCUCACAUGUCAACAUAUUUAUUGA